AUGGGUGCAGGAAAAAGUCAGUUUACAGAAGAAGAGCUACAGGAUUACCAAGAUUUAACAUAUUUCACUAAGAAGGAAGUCUUAUACGCACAUCAGAAAUUCAAGGCGCUUGCUCCAGAAAAAGUUGGACACAACAAAAACGCAAAGCUGCCUAUGUCCAAGAUCUUGCAGUAUCCUGAGUUGAGAGUGAAUCCUUUCGGCGACAGGAUCUGUAAAGUUUUUAGCUCCAGUCAGGAUGGUGAUUGCACCUUUGAAGAUUUUCUGGAUAUGAUGUCUGUGUUUAGCGAUGCUGCUCCAAAAGCUGUAAAGGCUGAACAUGCAUUUAGAAUAUUUGAUUUUGAUGGGGAUGAUAUGCUUGGUGUGGGAGAUUUACGGCAAGUUGUCGACAGAUUAACUGCACCCCAGAGAUUAAAUGACAGUGACAUGCAGCAGCUUCUUCAGUAUAUUCUUGAUGAAGCUGAUUUAGAUGAUGAUGGUGCACUUAGCUUUGCUGAAUUUGAACACAUUAUAGAGAAGAGCAGUGAUUUUUCUAAGAGUUUUCGCAUUCGUUUAUAAACGAACUUGCCAAGACUUGAAAGACUGAAUAUUAAUUGAAAUUUAUAAUUAUAAUAGAUAUGGGCCUAAUGCAGAAGAGAAAAAAAACAACGCUAUUGCAGAAUGUGCCAAGGCUCUAUAUAUUUGGCCUAAGUCAGAUGAUUUUUUUAUUUUCGAACUUAUUUAUUUGAGGUUGUAAUGGAAGAAACGGACAUAACUACGAGAAACAUAUAGAUUCUUUAAUUUAAAAAUAACAUGCCAUAUAAAACUGCCAAACAUACAGUGGUAUUAUUGAGAUACAUGUAUGAUGCUCCAAUUUAAUGAAGAGAAAAUCCUCUUCUUUUGAGACCAGUAAAUAAACAUUUUUGAAAGCUAUAUCUUAUGUAAGGAAGUUGAAUGA
Cyphomyrmex costatus is the source of this 934-nucleotide messenger RNA. RefSeq names its product calcium and integrin-binding protein 1. The coding region runs from base 1 to 555 and encodes 184 amino acids. The record is from RefSeq and is a predicted model, not a curated record. Gene Ontology annotation, molecular function: magnesium ion binding; calcium ion binding. Lineage: Eukaryota; Metazoa; Arthropoda; Insecta; Hymenoptera; Formicidae. The transcript has 5 exons.